AAAAUGGAGAUUGUCACGCUUGUAUUAGGAUUUCUGGUAGUCUUGGCAAUUUUUCUAUGGUUUCAACGCCACGACUCCAGAUAUCCGCCAUGUCCUGUAAGGCCUCUGCCGCUGUUUGGCCAUUUGCUGUACAUGGACAAGAAUCCUCGGCCGCAGUUCAAGAAGUGGCGUAAGAAGUGUGGGGACAUCUAUAGCAUAUACAUGGGCCAACACCUGACGGUGGUUGUCAAUGGAUUUGAUUUGGUCAAAGAAACCCUGGUGAAACAUGGCGACGUGACCAUUGAUCGACCAGAAGUGUUCUUCGAUGCGGUAAGACUUGCGUUCAGCAGCGGUGCUGUCUGGAAAGAACAACGAUUGGUUACGUCAAGCAUCAUGCGUACACUAGGCAUGGUCAACAAAAAUAUUCUGGCCGAAAGAGUCACGGAAGGUGUAGCCAUGACCAUCGACAAUUUGGUCAGUCUGAAAGGAAACCCAACUGACCUGAGUGACAUACUGAUCUUAAACCUGGUGAACAUCAUUUGCGCCAUAACACUUGGCCACAAGUUUAACAUCGACGACGAGGAGUUCAUCAACGGUUGUAACAUGUACAGGGCUAACAUUCUGAAAGGAGGCGCUAGCAACCUAGCUAAUUACUUCAAAUUCUGGUCGUACCUGCCAGGAGAUCUCUUCGGGGCGAAAGUGAUAGAAGAAGGCUCUCGAUACUUCAUGACAAAGUUUGUAGUGCCUUUCAUUCGACAGAAAGGCUACGACGAAUAUGACGAAAGCAAUUUAGAUAACUUCAUUGCUAGAUACGUCUACGAGUGGAAGAAAAAACAGGCGUCUGGAGAACCUACAACCUUGAGUGAUAACAAUUUGAAAAAGUUAGUAUACGAUUUACUAGGCGGUGGUUUGGAAACCACUUCUACAAAUCUACUGUGGUUUAUUUUGAUACUUCUUCACUAUCCCCAGCUACAGGACAGAAUCUACAAUGAAAUCGACAGAGAAAUAGGAGUGGAACGUAUGCCUAAAGUUUCCGAUAAGGACCAGUUACCAUUUCUGAACGCGUUCAUUCUAGAAUCACAGAGAAGUACCAGCAUCGUGCCACUUAACCUUCCUCGUAUAAGCAGGGCUAACUUCACCAUCGGUGGAUACUUGAUUCCCAAAGGCGCACAGAUAGUCCCUUCUCUAGAUUCCAUCUUAUUCGAGAAGAAGAUCUGGGGAAAAGAUGCAAAUGUAUUUAAACCUGAGAGAUUUCUGGAUGAAAAUGGACAAGUGAAAUGUCCCGAACAAUGUGUUCCUUUUUCUAUGGGAAGACGUGCUUGUCCGGGCAGCCAUAUUGCGCAAAUGGAAAUGUUUUUAUUUCUAGCAUCUAUGGUCCAGAGAUUUAAAUUCCUGCCAGAUGAAAGUGCACCAUUGCCCUCCUUGGAUCCACACAAGGCUGCUUUUGGCUUAACAGCUAUUCCGCAUCAAUACAAAGUCAGAGUUGUGGAUAGGAAAGCAGAAUAA
Messenger RNA from Candidula unifasciata, 1485 nucleotides. Lineage: Eukaryota; Metazoa; Mollusca; Gastropoda; Stylommatophora; Geomitridae. The record is from the annotation of a GenBank genome assembly.